Messenger RNA from Chondrus crispus (carragheen), 1042 nucleotides. RefSeq lists its product as hypothetical. NCBI's taxonomy places the organism in Eukaryota, Rhodophyta, Florideophyceae, Gigartinales, Gigartinaceae. The coding region runs from base 1 to 789 and encodes 262 amino acids. The record is from RefSeq and is a predicted model, not a curated record. The transcript is spliced from 2 exons.
AUGCAAGCGAGAUCUAGAGAUGGAGGUGGAGGUUGUGUUGCGGCGCUGUGCGAUUGGCGAUUGGGCGUGCCGCCCACAAUGCGCGGCUGCGCGCGUCGCCCAUUGGCUUGUCCCCCGUGCGGGAGCCACUGCGCGCCUGCGUACAACGCCCAAUCACCGCCGCUGCGCCACACACUUGCGCGACACUUGGCGCCACCUACGCCCGCGCUUGUUCCAGCCCCGCCUGCUCGCUCGCAUCUGCACACCCCCCGUUUUUAUUUCCGCUUUUCCACAGCCCGCACAAUGCCCUUCGCCCUCCGCCCUUCCUACUCGCUUGGCACAUGUCCGGCACAUGUCCCCGCGUGCCCGGCAGCAAUUCACAGUGUUCCCCCGCACCCUCUAUCCGUGCCCGCACUAUAUAAGUCUUCCAGCUUUCCCCCACCCCUCGCCUCCACCCCGGUAGCCCAGCCAAACCUCGACUUGCUCCAUCAUGCCGCCAUCGAAAAAAUCUUCCGUCCCCAAACAACCCCCCUCGUCGUCUACAUCGCAACCGCCCUUGCUUCUCUCGUCGCGAAGCGGCCAAAUACGUCGCAUGCGCUCCGUCCUCGACAUGAAACUCGGCCCCAUGGUCGCCCCCUGCCUCUCCGCGUUCCCCGACGUCUCGGUAUCAUCAGAAGAAGAAGGCGCGUCAGAAAAGAUGCCGCCAGACCCCUUCGGCAUCCCCGCACCCGGCGCCGAGAGGGGGGAGUCCACGCGGAGGGACAGCGCUCGCGGGGCCGUCGUCAUCGCGGAGAGUCUCAGCAGGAUUGAUUUGUCGGCUCUGCUUUGCUGAGACGCGCGCGAGGGAAGCGUCGCGCGGAGGGGAUGGUCGUUCUAUCGUGCUUAUUCGUUAUGAUUUGUGUUUGCUUGCCUGCUUGGGGAACGUGGUGUAACGUUAGCUGCUCGUACCUUUUUUCGCAGACGCUAGGUGCGACGGACGGGGGGUUUGUCUUUUUGUAAAUAUUCGAGAGAAGAGUGCACCGUGGGACCACUGCCUACGCUACUCUUUGAUGUAUUCUACCUA